CGUAAACUGGCAUACGAGUUAGCGAUUAAAAAUGGAAAAACAUUUCCUGAAAAGUGGCACGAUAGUCGAAUGGCGGGUAAGGAAUGGUUGACGGGUUUUUUCAGACGACACCCGAGCUUGUCUUUAAGAUGUCCUCAAGCAACGAGUCUGGGCUUCAAGUUUUAACGAGCAUAAUGUGAGUAAAUUUUUUGAUAACCUUGCUGAAGUAAUGGAUAGGUACCAAUUUGAGCCAAAAGAUAUCUGGAAUAUGGGCGAGACGGGCGUAACCACUGUCCAAAAACCUAGCAAAAUUGUAGCUCAAAAAGGAAUUAAGCAAGUAGGUGCAGUAACCUCUGCAGAGCGCGGAAGACUAGAAACUGUUGCUGUUGCCAUUAAUGCUCAAGGAGGACACUUCCCGCCUUUUUUCGUAUUCCCGUUGAAACGAUUCCAAGACCAUAUGAUACGCGAGGGUCCUGUUGGUUGUGCUGUAGCUGGCAAUGGUAGCGGAAGGAUGCAGGAUGCAGAAUUUUUACUGUUUCUACAACAUUUUAAAAGACAAGUCAAGCCCACAGUUGAUCAAAAAUGUUUGUUACUGCUCGACAACCAUGCAUAUAUCUAUUCAAGCUAUAGACUUUUGUCAAGAAAACGGAAUAGAACUGCUAUCGUUUCCACCCCAUUGCACCCACAAGCUUCAGCCUUUGGAUAGAGCAGUAUUUGGGCCAUUUAAGAAAAUGAACACCGCUACAGACAACUGGAUGCGAAAUCAUCCUGGUCGAACGAUAACUAUUCAUUACAUUCCUGGUAUUGUUGAAGAAGCAUUUCCUCUUUCUGUAACUGAUAAAAAUGCAAUUGCUGGAUUUUCCUGUACCGGUAUAAGUCCAUUUAAUAGGAAUAUAUUAACUGCUGUUGACUACGCGCCCUCAUCUGUGACUGACCGGCCGUUACAAGUUAACAGAGAAGUUUCACCAAAUGAUAUGUUGAUUAGUUCUGACGCAACGUCAUCCAUUCAAGUUGAUCCAAGUACUCCAGUUGGUGAUCUUCCAACAUCAGUUGACCAGAAUGUUCACCGUACAGAUAGCAAUGAUUUAUCAAACAAAUCAAACAAUAAUGACCAAUCACCGGCUGUUCAAAAUAUACCGGACCUCGUCUUUGCUAGCACUGAUCUUCUGUCAGCUAACUCAAUUUUUGAUGAAAGAUCCAAAAUACCAGUGCCAGGACCUAGCGAGCUGCAACAAGCAAAUUCUACCUAG
Molecule: messenger RNA, 1229 nt
Organism: Acanthoscelides obtectus
Lineage: Eukaryota; Metazoa; Arthropoda; Insecta; Coleoptera; Chrysomelidae
Source: the annotation of a GenBank genome assembly